This is a messenger RNA of Caenorhabditis bovis, 420 nucleotides long. The record is from the annotation of a GenBank genome assembly. NCBI's taxonomy places the organism in Eukaryota, Metazoa, Nematoda, Chromadorea, Rhabditida, Rhabditidae.
AUGGAAGAAGAAGACGCCGAGGAUAUUCAAAACCAUGCGGACUCUGUACCCGGCGGGGCCGCGGAAGAGGGUCCUGGAAAAGAAUACGAAAUAUAUAUAAAGAACGAAGAACUUGUUGAUAAACUGAAGUUGUUAAACUAUGAGAACAAUUUUUUAAAACUUGGCAGCGCUUACAAAACAAUUCAUCGACACUACUUCGUGAAAUCAACAAAUGUCGGAGAACAAUUUUUUCUGUUCACUUCGCUGGCCGCCUGGCUGAUUAGAAUCUCUGGCAAUGAGAAUUACCCGAUGCCGCAGGAAUUCGAUGAUCCGAAUUCGACGGUGACACUAAUCACGAAUGAGGCCAAAAAUAAGGUGAGACUCGAAUUUUUCAUUUUUCAAUUCGAUAUCCUAUUAUUGUGCGAGGUGCGAAACCCGUAG